ACAAGUUUUUGAGAUUUGUUGUGUCGCCAAAUUCACUACACUAAAGCGUUUAAAGUUAAACUCGGUUUUAUUUUUAAAGAGCGGAUCCACACUGUGUUCAAAGAAAAUCAGGUGUGAAAGAGUGUGAGUGAACGCUGGCGACGAAGUCUAAGGAUCAGCUGAAGCGGCCAUGAAUCGAGUCCCCCUAAUGCAGCAGCAGUGUUGUGGACAAUGGGAGAAGAAGGAGCGGCUGGGGACCGGAGGCUUUGGAAAUGUCACAAGAUGGCAAAAUAAGGACACGGAGGAGCAAAUUGCUAUAAAACAGUGCCGUCAAGAGCUUAGUGAGAGAAACAAAGAGCGAUGGUGUCUGGAGAUCCAGAUCAUGAAGAGGUUGGAUCAUGUUAACGUGGUCGCAGCGAGGGAGGUUCCUGAGGAGAUGCAUGAACUCGUGGCCACCAACGGCCUGCCACUGCUGGCCAUGGAGUACUGCCAGGGAGGGGAUCUGAGAAAGUAUCUGAACCUCCUGGAGAACUGCUGUGGAAUGAGGGAGGGCUCCGUUUUGAUUCUGUUACGGGACAUUUCGUCGGCUCUAACCUACCUCCACAAGAAGAGGAUCAUCCACAGAGACUUGAAACCUGAAAACAUUGUGCUGCAGCAGGGCGAGAAGAGAUUGAUCCACAAGAUCAUAGAUCUCGGCUAUGCUAAAGAACUGGACCAGAGCAGCCUUUGCAUCUCAUUUGUGGGAACACUGCAGUACUUGGCUCCAGAGCUCAUUGAGAGGCAGAAGUACACAGUCACUGUGGACUACUGGAGUUUCGGGACUUUGGUGUUUGAAUGCAUCACAGGCUUUCGCCCCUUCUUACCAACCUGGCAACCUGUUCUCUGGCACAAUAAAAUGAGACUGAAGCAAGAUAAUGACAUUGUUGUCUAUGAGGAUCUGUCGGGGGAAGUCCGCUAUUCCAAAAAUCUGCCGCAGCCCAACAACCUUAACAGUCUGUUGUUGGAGAAGAUGGAGAGGUGGCUGCAGCUGAUGCUGAAGUGGUCUCCUCAAGAGAGAGGCAAAGACCCCGACUCCACACCCAGCAACUGCUUCUCCCAGCUGGAGAUCUUGCUGCAGCUCAAGCUGGUUCACGUCUUGAACAUGAUGUCUGCUAAGAUCCUGACAUACUCAGUCUCGGACGAUGAGACUGUGGCUGACCUGCAGCUGAAGAUAGAGAAAGACACCAACAUCCCUGCAGCCAACCAGGAGCUGCUGCUGGAGGCAGGAUUAGCCUUGGAGCCUCAUGGACUGGCCACGCAGUGUGCCAUAGAUUACACUGAGACAGAUGGGCGACGGACAGACUUGCCUCUGGUCUUCCUGUUUGAUCGCUCCUCUUGCAGUUAUGAGCCCCAGUUUGCUCCUCGCAUCCUCCCUGAAAACAUCCGCUUUGUCCAAACAGACCCCAAGACCCUUCUGGCUUACAGCCCUCUGAGGAGGACUUGUGGCCAGGCGUGGCACACCAUCCGCUCCCUGAAGGAAGACUGGCAAAGACUGCAGCAGGGGCAGAAAGCUGCCAUAAUGAGCCUACUGAGACACAACUCUUCACUGUCCAAACAGAAGAAUGAGAUGGUCUCUAUGCACCAGAGACUCAUGGCCAAGCUGGACUUCUUCAUCACCAGCCUUCACAUAGACAUGGACAAGUACCAGGAGCAGACAGCUACCGGGAUUGCCUCAGAGAAACUUCUGGGUGUGUGGAGGGAGAUGGAGCAGACCGCUGUCAGCUGUGGUCAGGCCAAGGUGAGUGAACUGGAUGAGGAGAUGAUGCAGCUACAGCCAGACAUAGUGGAUGUGCAGAGGCAGCCGUGGAGGAGCGGCGAGGCACUGGACACACUUGAAGGAAAGGCCAUGGAGCUGUUCCGCAAACUGAGAGAGAAACCCAGAGACCAGCGGUGCUCAGGGGACAGUCAGGAGGUGGUGCGUUUGGUACUUCAGGCUGUGCAGUUCUACGAGAGGAAGCUCAGAGACUUCUACACACACCUCAGUAAGACAGCGGUGUGUCGCCAGCGUGUGAUGGAGCUGCUGCCUAAGGUGGAGGGUGUGGUCCAGAGGAUGGCGGAGAGUGAACAAGUCCUAAUGAGUCUGCAGGAGAAACGACAGAAAGAGCUGUGGAACCUGCUCAAAGUCGCCUGUAGUAAGGUUCGCAGCCCGGUAAGUGGGAGUCCUGAUGGAUUACGAACCCCUUCCUCAGUACCACCUCUCCUGACUCCCAGACACAGCUUACAGCAGUUGGAUGAGUCUCUUGUGGAGGAGAGCAGAACAUUCGAGAGUCGACUCCAGAGUCUGCUGCAUGACACCAUCCAGGAAUCAGAGAGUGGUAUGGAGAUGCUGAGGGAGUGGACGUGGCUGAGUGGAAGCCAGAAUUUCUCCAGUGACCUCUCGUAAAUUUAGUUUUCAGUGUUUGUUUAUAUGCUGUACUCUACUGCCUCCGUGUGGAUGGGAUGUUAAACUACAUGAGGUUGUGCCAGCAGCUAUAAUGUGCAUAUCACAAUUUAUGAGCGAGUGAUAGCUGCUGGCAGGUAUUUGCUUUAUGAGGACUGAUGGUAAAUCCUGACUUUGUAAAACAGAUCAUUAAUAUUAUUAUUAUUUCUAAUCUGUUGGGCACUGAAGAAAAUUCUCUGAUUGUGGUAAAUGUCAAGAUAAAUUAAAUAAAGCAGGAUUAUUUAUUUGCCAAACUAGUUUUAACAGAACAGGUAAUGUUUUGGGGUAAGAUUUUAUUUCAACAUGCCCAGACCCAAAGCAAUCUGUUUUUAAAAUCAUAGUUCAUUCCUACACUUUGAAUAUACUGUAUGUGGAGAGGAUUGCAGACUUUACAAAGCUUCAAACUGAAUAUCUCUUAACACAGUGACCCUAAACACUCUGAGUGUCCAUGAAUGUAAUUACCCUGUUACCAAAAUAUUACUUCUCAAUGUGUUUUAUGGGAUUUCUAUCAGGAAUCUACAUAUAGUAUUUUAAGACGUGCAGAUCCAUCAUGAGUUUUAAAAAAGGGUUUUAGUUAUAUUCUGUAGACGUCUCGGACUUGAACAGUGUAUCUAAAUGUAAAUAUUUUCUGUAUUUGUCUCAUUGGACCAUAUUUCAAUACAAAUUUUAAUUUAGUAAGACAAUCAUGGAACAACAUGGGGGGCUACUAUCAUUAUAUGUUAAAUGACUGUAUGUAUGUGAUUUUUUUUUUUUAAUUUACACCCAUUGAUGCUUAUAUGGUGUGCGGGCACAAUAACAGUAACACCUUUACAUGACACAUUUCAGUAGCCCUGCUUUUUGUGUUGGACAUAUUAUGAUGUCAAAUCAGUGGAAAAAGACAAAACAAGCAGAAAAUCACCAAUAUCUCAGCUUGAUUUAUGGUGAUGAUGUUUACAUAUGAUGUACAGUGUAAAACCUGACUUUGAAACAUUUCCUUUUUUAAUUGAGAUAAUGAUGUUAAGACACAAAACUAUGUCACAUCUUGUAGCUAAACUGUGAACAUUUCUACAAAGGCAAUUCACUCCAUUAACUACAUUUCAAUAAUCUGCUCUGUCCGUUAUGUUUGUGCUAGAUAUCACAGCUACUGCUUCAUGAUCCUUCACAUUUGGCUCCAAAGCUGCACCUCCUGCAAUAACGUUCUCAUCUCAAUCCCAACUAUUGGAACAAAUCUUUACUGCAUAUAGAAUAUAUGCAUUAAGUAAUGGGAGAUGUUACAUAUUGUACCUGUGAUAGCUGUUGUCUAUAUGUGUGUAUACUUUAUGUGUAUUGCAUGUUUAAUAGCUUUUAAGAUUGCAAUAAUGUCCGAAAAUAGACAUAUCCAGACAUUUCUAUCAUGAUUUUAAAACAAAGAUACAUUUUGUAACUUGAAUAUUUGUUUUAUUCUAUAGGUUGACUAGUUUCUAUUUUUCUGGGAAUGAUGUCAACCAAAAAAACAAAAAAAAAACAGAAAAUACAUAACUCAUUGAGACAAAUGCU
Messenger RNA from Scomber scombrus (Atlantic mackerel), 3952 nucleotides. It is a transcript of the gene ikbkb, whose product is annotated as inhibitor of nuclear factor kappa B kinase subunit beta. The coding region runs from base 170 to 2401 and encodes 743 amino acids. Gene Ontology annotation, cellular component: cytoplasm; IkappaB kinase complex. The transcript has 22 exons. Gene Ontology annotation, molecular function: ATP binding; protein binding; IkappaB kinase activity. Gene Ontology annotation, biological process: tumor necrosis factor-mediated signaling pathway; peptidyl-serine phosphorylation; positive regulation of transcription by RNA polymerase II. The record is from RefSeq and is a predicted model, not a curated record. NCBI's taxonomy places the organism in Eukaryota, Metazoa, Chordata, Actinopteri, Scombriformes, Scombridae.